Messenger RNA from Anopheles stephensi (Asian malaria mosquito), 2074 nucleotides. Its product is annotated as sodium/potassium-transporting ATPase subunit beta-1-like. The record is from RefSeq and is a predicted model, not a curated record. Lineage: Eukaryota; Metazoa; Arthropoda; Insecta; Diptera; Culicidae. Gene Ontology annotation, cellular component: sodium:potassium-exchanging ATPase complex. Gene Ontology annotation, molecular function: ATPase activator activity. Bases 328 to 1290 code for a protein of 320 amino acids. The transcript has 6 exons. Gene Ontology annotation, biological process: intracellular sodium ion homeostasis; potassium ion import across plasma membrane; intracellular potassium ion homeostasis.
ACGCAUCGUAAACAGGACUGGCGCGAUCUAACAGCUGUCAAUUGUCUCUCGGUCGUCCACAUGUGCGUACGCUCGUCUGGCAGCAAAAGCGCGACCACCAGCCCAGUAAGAUCCCAGCUGCCCAGUUUCGUCUAGGGCUGGAGUAAUCUGUUGCCAAUAGUGUGUGAGUGUUCCGUGUGUGCCGUCUGUGUGUGUGUCCCGUGUGUCUGGUGCCUGCAAUUGUAGGCAGUUCUUGAUCGUUUGGGGGAUCGUGUGUGCCACUGCAGUGAGUGAAGCAUAAGUGAAGUGUUUGUGGAAAGCUGGACCGAUAAUCCUAAGACCCUAAGAAUGCCUUCGGAAAAGCGCGUUAGUCAACCACGGAUCGUGCGAACGUACGAGUUCCCGACGAAACCCGAGAAGCAAACACUUGGCCAGUAUCUCUACAACACGCAGGAUGGCAAAAUUAUGGGCAGGACAGCGAAAAGCUGGGCCCAACUUAUGCUGUUCUAUGCCUGCUUCUACACCGUACUUGCCGCCCUCUUCGCCAUCUGCAUGCAAGGACUUCUGGUCACGCUAAACCAUCAAUAUCCCAAGUGGCAGCUGGAUGAGUCCCGGAUCGGCACGAACCCCGGUGUCAGCUACCGUCCCCAGCCGGAAGAUGCGGAAAGUUUCAACUCCAUUCAGUACGUUGCCGCCAACAAAUCGGACGUGACGAUGUGGGUGAACAUGAUCAACGAUUUUCUCGCACCGUACGCGGACCAUACACUGCUACCCGGUGGAGGCAAGAACCAGGUGAUCUGUGAUUUCAACACACCACCGUCGCGUGGAAAUGUGUGUGCCUUCGAUGUGAAGAACCUUGGCCCAUGUUCGGCAUCGGCAGGAUACGGCUACAACCGAUCGGCGCCUUGCAUUUUCAUCAAGAUCAACAGAAUUUAUGGCUGGCAGCCCGAAUUCUACGAAGAUGUCGAUGAUCUUCCCACCGAGAUGCCCGACGAUCUAGUGUCCCACAUCCGAUCGCUUCCUGCUCCCGAUCGCCGCCAGGUGUGGAUCACCUGCAAGGAACUUACCAACAGCGACGAAAACCAGCUCGGCCCGGUCGAAUACCUGCCGAGCCAAGGUUUCCCAGCGUAUUACUAUCCGUACAUGAACAUCGACGGCUAUCUAAGCCCACUGGUGGCGGUACAUCUUGCCCGCCCGAAGCCAAAAACGACCAUCAGCAUCGAGUGCCGCGCCUGGGCGAAAAACAUCAUAUACCGUGGAGGAAGCCGCGACCGAGCGGGUUCGGUGCAGGUAUCGCUGCGUAUCGAUUAGAUAGCGAUGCGGUCGAAUCCCACCUGGGAGGACACUGAAAAGCGAAACACCCGUACCUUCCCCGUGCGACAAUGUCGAAUCGUUGUUUUCUUUUCCUUACCUUCUUUGUUAUGCCGAUUCGUGGUACAUAGCGGUGGAUCAAACUUAGCCCAGGGGAGGGAUAAACGUACAACGUGAAAUUGAAUAGGAGGUGUCACAAAUGCAGCAUAGAUACAAUCAGCGAAAAAUCAUCGUCCUUCACCCAGCCACGAGUGGCUCACGCCGCCACGCCACACCAUGUGCUAUGAAAGAGUUUACUUAAACGUUUUAGUCAAGUGAGAAAAUAAUAAAAGAAAGUAAAGUAAAGUAUGGAAAUACACUAAUAAGCGGUUAAUUUAUGUACACAAUAAGUAGCGCGAACGCACGAGAAACGAGCAGCGACCGUUUGAAAGCAAGCGCAGUUUGAACGUGAAAUAUUUCACGCAUACAAGCGAUGAAAAGUUUCAUUCAAAACACCGAAGCUACCACGUGAGCGCUUCUUGUUCGUUUUCGUUCGAGGUUUUAAGAUUAUAAAUCCGUUGUACUUUUAAACGUCGAUAAGAAUAGUUUAGCACAAAGAAGAACUUAUAAAGCUUCCAUUAGUACCAUAAGAAAUCGACUUACAUCGCCGUUUUCGUUUCGGUUUUGUGGAAUUGGUUUGAGGGUUUAUUUCGGUCUUAGUUGGUUUAGUUUGUGAUAGGCGAGAAAAUCUAUAUAGUACUGGAAAUAGAUACGGUUUGCGCUACUGUUACACCACCUUCGCGUA